UCACUGUGCAGGGUGGGGGGGUGCCUUGGGGGUGCACAUGGUGUGGACCAGAAGGUUGUCUGAGGUGGUGGAAGGUGUUGCCAGAUGUGAGGAUGGUGAGGUUCAAACAAUGGUGUACAUGUUGGGAGGAGUGUGAACUGAUGGCUGUGAGGUUGUGUUUGGGAGGCCUGGGUCUGGACUACAUCAGAGAACUGACUGGCAGGGGAGUGUUGGGGGCCCUUCCUGCCAGACCCUUAGUUUACCUAGUAGCUAACUGCUCGCCUGCCUGCUCCUGCUCUGGGCUGGACUCUGAUCAGAGGAAUGUGAAGAGACAGCAGGCACUGGUGAUGCCAAGGCCUUGGAUCUCUGAGCUGAGAGACUGGGGAAGACAGGGACCCAGGGGUGCUCGGGUGAGCAGUGAGAUCUGGGGAGAGAUGCUAUACUGCCUGUGGGCUCAACUGUCCCCAUCACGGCAGGAUAGUGUGACCUUCGAGGACGUGUUCGUGUACUUCUCCUGGGAGGAGUGGGAGCUCCUUGAGGAGGCUCAGAGAUGCCUGUACCGUGAUGUGAUGCUGGAGAACUUUGCACUUUUGUCCUCACUGGGUUGCUGGUGUGAUGGCGACCACGAGGCAGCCCCUUCUGAGCAGAGUGCUUCUGUAGAAGUGUCGCGGGUCAGGACACCUCAGUCAGGUCCAUUUAUCCAGAACACCCACCUGUGUGAGGUGUGUGACCCACUCUUGAAAGACAUUUUGCCCCUAGCUGAGCACCAGGGAUCAUACUCCACGCAGGAACUGUACACAUGUGGUCCAUGUGGGAGAGUAUUCUUGUGCAGUGCAAUCUGUGACCAGCACCAGAAGCAGUAUGGUGGAGAGAAACCCUUUGGUGGGGCCUCUUUUGUGAAGAGCUGUGCUGUCCACACGUUGGGGAGACACUUUCCUUGCAGGGAGGACGGGAUAGACUUGCUGGACAGCUCUGACCUCUUCCAGCACCAGACCACUCACUGUGGGUUGAGUCCAUGCAAGAAGACUGAGCUCAUGGAGUCCUUUCCACUCAGCUCCAGCCUCAGGCACCAGCAGGGGAACCAGGAUGCACUGAUGCUUUUCAGUUGCAGUGAGGAUGGGAAAGCCUUCCUGAAUACCUUUACUCUGCUCGACAAGCAGAUAACUCAUACUGAAGUGAGACCCGUCAGAUGCCUGCCAUGUGGAAAUACAUCCAAGGAGAAAUCAGCUCUUAUUCACCACAGAAAAAUUCACAGUGGAGAAGCAGCACAUGUGUGUAAGGAGUGUGGGAAGGCAUUCAUUCACCUGUCCCACCUAAAAAUGCACCAGAAAUUUCACACCGGGAAAAGGCAUUAUACAUGCAGCGAGUGUGGCAAGGCCUUCAGCCGCAAAGACACGCUUGUUCAGCACCGGAGGGUCCACACUGGAGAACGGUCUUAUGACUGCAGCGAGUGUGGGAAAGCCUACAGCAGGAGCUCCCACCUUGUCCAGCACCAGAGAAUCCACACUGGAGAGAGGCCUUACAAGUGUGGUGAAUGUGGAAAAGCCUUCAGCCGCAAAGACACACUUGUCCAGCACCAGAGAUUUCACACUGGGGAGAGGCCUUAUGAGUGCAGUGAGUGUGGGAAGUUCUUUAGUCAAAGCUCCCACCUUAUUGAGCACUGGAGGAUUCACACUGGGGCAAGGCCCUACGAAUGCAUCGAAUGUGGGAAAUUCUUUAGCCAUAACUCCAGCCUCAUUAAACACCGGAGAGUCCACACAGGAGCCAGGUCCUACGUGUGCAGCAAAUGUGGGAAGGCUUUCAGCUGCAAAGAUACACUUGUCCAGCACCAGAUAAUCCACACUGGAGCAAGGCCAUAUGAGUGCAGUGAAUGUGGGAAGGCCUUCAGCCGCAAAGACACACUAGUGCAGCACCAGAAAAUCCACACAGGGGAGAGGCCUUACGAGUGCUGCGAGUGUGGGAAAUUCUUUAGCCACAGUUCCAAUCUUAUUGUGCACCAGAGGAUCCACACUGGAGCAAAGCCUUACGAGUGCAGUGAAUGUGGGAAAUGCUUCAGCCACAACUCCAGCCUCAUCCUACACCAGAGGGUUCACACUGGAGCGAGGCCUUACGUGUGCAAUGAGUGUGGAAAAGCCUACAUUAGCAGCUCCCACCUUGUUCAACACAAGAAAGUACACACAGGAGCAAGGCCUUACGAGUGCAGUGAAUGUGGGAAAUUCUUUAGCCGCAACUCCAGCCUCAUCCUGCACCAGAGGGUUCACACUGGAGAAAAGCCUUAUGUGUGCAGCGAGUGUGGGAAAGCCUACAGCAGGAGUUCCCAUCUGAUUCGGCACCAGAAAGUUCACGCUGGAGAAAGGCCUCAUGGUCGUGACAGUUUUGGUGGACCUUUGGUGGCAUCUCUUAAACUUGUUUAGCACCAGAAAGUUCACACUAGAGAAGGCCUUAUAAAUGCAGAAAAUGUGCUGUCUCCUUGUUCAUGCUCAGGACUCACACCAGAGGAAAGCUGUAUGAGUUUUGUGGUUCUGAGGGAGCCAUCGGCCUGCCAGUGAACCAUGUUUCAGCCAGCAUUUGUACAUACCUGAGAAACAGUCACUACAAAUAAGACAAUGAACGUGUCCAACAGUGACACAAGGGACUCCUUUAGAACCCUUUCCUCCCAGUUCUUUCUAAAACCAUUUCCCACAGUUCACAAGCAAUAGCAAGCAUUUUCAAGAAUUUUAUGUGAUAUACUUUCUGGGGAGUGGGGACUAUAGCAUUUUUCAUUAACCGUGACUAUUUUGAGAUUAAUCCGUCUUGUUACAUGUAUCAAUAAUUUGUUCAUUUGUGUACCGUUGGCUAUUCCAUUGUAUAGAUAUACUGCAGUUGUUUUCUGUUCAUUCAGAUGUUAGUGGAUAUUUGGGUUGUUUCCAAUUUUUGGCUAUUACAAAUAAAGCUGCUGUGAAGAUUUGUGGACAUGUUAUCACUGAAUGACAUUUCAUUGUGUGGAUGCACCACAGUUCAUCCAUUCACCUACUGAAUGGCCAGGGCUAUAGUUAGCAUUUUUCUUUUCAUUUAGUUCAAAAUAUUUAUGCUUUAAAAUUUUUUCUUGUAAUUUUUCCUUUAACCUAGAGGAUAUUUGUCAGUAUGUGGUUUUGCAUAGGAUCCUGGUCACUGAUGAGCUGUCUUUUGGGGCCUGAACACUCAUUGGCUGAAUUUUAGAGGCUUGUGAGUAUUUGCUAAUUUUCAGAAGCUGGGAGUUACUGGAAUGAGGCUGUUGCUGACUGCUGGCUUUCACAGGUCAUGUGAAGUUAGCUGUCAUCUUGGUGUCUUGUUCACGACUUUGGAAUUUGGCCAAAGAACAGUCAUUUCCUUUCCUGGGUAUGAAAAACAAGCACUUUGUUAGUCCUCUCUUUUGUUCUUCCCCAGCCAAACCUGCAGGGGACAUACCAUAAGGCAUAUCCCUAAGGUUAUUUAGGCGGAUGUGAUUUUGAGCUAGUGUUGCCACUAAGUGAUUUAACUGCCAAUUGCAGUGAGAGAAAAAAUUAGCUCUAACUACUGACUUUUUGUAAUUUUUUGUAAAAAACCAAAUACAGAAUAUUUAGGGCAUCCUGACAAUGUCAGUACAGGCAGGCCUAUGCCUUAUGUACUACUGUACCUGAAACCUGAGUGCUCAUUGAAUGUCGGUAGAUCAGUAAACAUACAACAGUACAACUUCGCUAUUCAUUUUUACCUUUCUGGCAACUCUUUAAAUGUAGUUUUUACCUUUCCCUUCAAGCUGUUAAUGUGCAAUGUUUUCAAGUAUUAAAAAUAAUCGCAUUUUAGGACAAAACCCUGAGUGAGGCCAAGGUUCCAGCAAGCCACUGUCUCAGCCUCAUUCUCUGACUUCAGACUCAGUGCCUCUCACUUGUCCCAUAUAUUUCUCUACAACCAUUUCUGUCACUUUCCUUGGAAAGUUACAAAAUCACUUAAUAACAUUUAGUAAUAGCCAUUUUAUAAGUGUUUUUCCAGAGAUAAGCUCAACUCCCUGGCAGACACUGUCGCUGCAAUUACCGCUGAAAUGAUAAACCACCUCCGAGCAACGAGGCGAGGUCAGAGCUACCCAAACCUUUAUCACAGG
Miniopterus natalensis is the source of this 4075-nucleotide messenger RNA. It is a transcript of the gene ZNF304, whose product is annotated as zinc finger protein 304. Gene Ontology annotation, cellular component: nucleus. Gene Ontology annotation, biological process: regulation of transcription by RNA polymerase II. Lineage: Eukaryota; Metazoa; Chordata; Mammalia; Chiroptera; Miniopteridae. Gene Ontology annotation, molecular function: DNA-binding transcription activator activity, RNA polymerase II-specific; RNA polymerase II cis-regulatory region sequence-specific DNA binding. The record is from RefSeq and is a predicted model, not a curated record.